This is a messenger RNA of Cornus florida, 2549 nucleotides long. RefSeq names its product cytochrome P450 97B2, chloroplastic. NCBI's taxonomy places the organism in Eukaryota, Viridiplantae, Streptophyta, Magnoliopsida, Cornales, Cornaceae. Bases 392 to 2197 code for a protein of 601 amino acids. The record is from RefSeq and is a predicted model, not a curated record. Gene Ontology annotation, cellular component: chloroplast. Gene Ontology annotation, molecular function: monooxygenase activity; iron ion binding; oxidoreductase activity, acting on paired donors, with incorporation or reduction of molecular oxygen. The transcript has 14 exons.
UGCAGUCCAACCACUACUAGUCGAGGAAGAAUGGAGUUUGAGUUGUGUUUUUUUGAGCUAGUCACUAAAGCCAAAUAAGAACUUAAACCUAAAAAUGAAUGGAGUGGAACAUGAAGAAUUUAAAACUCAGCUUUGAGUCGGUACCCACUUAUUUGCAGUCCAACCACUACUAGUCGAGGAAGCUGGUCACAAUAAUGUGCGUACGUGGAUAAGAGAAGGGACACUUGAGUGGAGUGGACUGAGAGUUGGUAGAUACUUUAAUAAAGGUUUUCUUUUCAAGUACUUUAUGGUGCCGUGGUAGUCGUGAUUUUGUAGAGUGAUAGUGAGUAAAAAAGUGGUGUGCUUUCUUUCUAUCUAUCGAUCGGUUGUUGAGUAGAGUACGCCGCCAGUCAUGGCUUCUUGUAGUACUUGCUCUCUACCGCAGCAGUUCCCUUCUACUGUAUUUGAUGGCUGUUUCCACAACAAUGAGUUUUCUUCUGUGGGUGUGGGCAUGCCAAGGCUCAGUCAUUUUGGCAAUCGAUCUUCUUCUUCUACUCAUCUUCGCAAUUUCAAGUCCAAAGGGUCCCAAAUCAGAUGCCAAUCAACAGGUACCGACGAGCCAAAAACAAGGAGGAAUUUAUUUGACAACGCAAGCAACCUUCUUACUAAUUUGUUGAGUGGGGGAAAUCUUGGAUCUAUGCCUACGGCUGAAGGUGCAGUCUCUGAUCUGUUUGGUCGGCCUCUUUUCUUCUCAUUGUAUGAUUGGUUCUUGGAGCAUGGCUCAGUGUAUAAACUUGCUUUUGGGCCAAAAGCAUUUGUGGUUGUAUCAGAUCCCAUUGUUGCAAGGCAUAUUCUCCGUGAAAAUGCAUUUUCUUAUGACAAGGGAGUUCUUGCUGAUAUCCUAGAUCCAAUUAUGGGGAAAGGACUUAUACCUGCUGACCUCAACACUUGGAAGCAAAGGAGAAGAGUUAUUGCUCCUGGGUUCCAUUCCUUGUACUUGGAAGCUAUGGUCAAAAUAUUUACAGAUUGUUCUGAAAAAACAAUAUUGAAAAUUGAGAAUCUUCUGGAAGCAGAAGGUUCACGUGGAGGGAAUAUGAUUGAGUUGGAUCUGGAAGCAGAAUUUUCUAGUUUGGCACUUGAUAUUAUUGGGAUGGGUGUUUUUAAUUAUGACUUUGGCUCCAUCACAAAAGAAUCCCCUCUGAUUAAGCACUUCUACAAUAUAUUACAGGCAGUAUAUGGUACUCUUUUUGAAGCUGAGCAUCGGUCAACCUUCUACAUUCCUUAUUGGAAAAUCCCCUUGGCAAGAUGGAUAGUCCCCAGGCAGCGAAAGUUCCAUAAUGACCUUAAGGUCAUCAAUGACUGUCUCGAUGGUCUAAUCAGAAAUGCAAAAGAGACCAGACAGGAAACUGAUGUUGAAAAACUGCAACAAAGAGACUACAUAAAUCUAAAGGAUGCAAGUCUCUUGCGUUUUCUUGUUGACAUGAGGUGUGUUGAUGUUGAUGAUCGUCAGCUGCGGGAUGACCUGAUGACGAUGCUUAUUGCUGGCCAUGAAACAACAGCUGCUGUUCUUACCUGGGCUACUUUCCUACUCGCACAAUAUCCCUCCAAGAUGAGGAAAGCUCAAGCAGAGGUUGAUUUGGUGCUUGAUCAGGGGAGAACAACUGUUGAAUCACUUAAAAAAUUAGAGUAUACAAGACUAAUUGUUGUUGAGACUCUACGUUUAUAUCCUCAACCUCCAUUGCUCAUCAGACGUGCUCUCAAAUCAGAUUUAUUACCAGGAGGGUACAAGGGUGACAAUGAUGGAUACGCAAUUCCUGUAGGAACUGAUAUAUUUAUUUCUGUAUAUAAUCUCCAUAGAUCACCAUACUUCUGGGACAAACCUCAUGAAUUUGAACCAGAAAGGUUUCUGUCACAAAGAAAGAGUGAAGGCAUUGAAGGAUGGGCCGGUUUUGAUCCAUCUCGCAGCCCCGGAGCAUUAUAUCCGAAUGAGGUUAUAUCAGAUUUCGCCUUCUUGCCUUUUGGUGGAGGGCCAAGAAGAUGUGUUGGAGACCAAUUUGCGCUCAUGGAAUCGACUAUAGCAUUGGCUAUGUUGUUACAAAAGUUUGAUUUUGAACUGAAAGGGCCCCCUGAAUCAGUAGAACUUGUUACAGGGGCAACAAUUCAUACAAAGAAUGGGCUGUGGUGCAAAGUGAAGAAGAGAUCAUCCGAUAUCCAUUGAAAGAGUUUGCAGAAGAGAAGAGACUACACAUUUAUUUUCAGCAAAUUUGUAAAAUGAUGUGAAUGUUCUUAUUAUUGCUAGAAAGGAGAACUUGUUACAGAAUUACUUUUAAGCAAUGAAGUUGGCAACAUUGCUUAAUUAUGAAUUAUUCUCUAGUGUAAAAUUAAAGAAGAAUGUAAGCAUUUUGGGCCCUACCCAAGUGAAAUAUUUGUUUCAAUAAUUCUUCUCAAAAAGAAAAUUUGGUAAAUUGGUAGUUUGAAUAACCUUUUGAUAGAAAAUUGAAGUUAUAUUGGAUUGAAAACCAACAGAAAGAAGAGAAGUUGGUUACUGUUGGUGAUUUUCUUUUACUCUA